CUCGCAACGUCACUGCGCGGGGCCACAGGAAGAAAACAACCACCAACCAGGAACAUGGAUGAAUAAUAUCAGAAACCGUUCAGUGAUCAAUAAUCAGUAUUUUAAUGAUCAGAAGUUCAAUCUCGGGGUUCCUGUUUGUCUGUGGUUCAGUCUGGCGGAAGAAUACAUGGAUUCUAACGGGAAAGCAAGGCUGACGACACAAACGGCUGCUCCGUGACUCUAACCGCUAAAGCGGAUUCUGUUAUUUUCUACUGUCGGUUUUAUUAACCCCCUUCACCAUGAGCUCCAGGGUGUGCCGGACCUGUGGGGGGGCAGAUAUAGACGUGGAUCAGGCUCGGGGCAGUGCGGUGUGUACUGGCUGUGGUUCAGUUCUGGAGGACAACAUCAUCGUUUCUGAGGUUCAGUUUGUGGAGGGAAGUGGAGGAGUUUCAUCUGCUGUGGGACAGUUCGUCUCUGCUGAUGGCCCAGUUAAAGCUCCUCUACUUGGUUCUGGUUUCCACACUAGUGUUGGUAAAGAGUCCAGAGCCCAGACCCUGCAAAGUGGUAAGCGUCAGAUACAGCAGCUGGGCAGUCAGCUACAGCUGAACCAGCACUGUUUGGACACAGCCUUUAACUUCUUCAAGAUGGUCGUCAGUAAACAUUUGACCCGAGGACGUAAGACGGAGCACGUCAUCGCCGCCUGUCUCUACCUGGUGUGCCGCACCGAGGGGACGCCGCACAUGCUGCUGGACCUGAGUGACCUGCUGCAGGUUAACGUUUACAUCCUGGGAAAGACGUUCCUGCUGUUGGCUCGUGAGCUCUGCAUCAACGCUCCUGCCAUUGACCCCUGUCUCUACAUCCCUCGGUUUGCUCACAUGUUGGAGUUCGGGGUGAAGACUCAUGAGGUUUCUAUGACAGCUCUUCGUCUGGUUCAGAGGAUGAAGAGGGACUGGAUGCACACUGGACGUCGACCGUCCGGCCUCUGUGGAGCAGCUCUCCUGGUAGCAGCUCGGAUGCAUAAGUUUCGUCGUACAGUCAAGGAUGUGAUCAGUGUGGUGAAAGUCUGUCAGACCACUCUGAGGAAGAGGUUAACAGAGUUUGAGGACACACCCACCAGUCAGCUGACCAUCGAUGAGUUCAUGAGAGUGGACCUGGAGCAGGAAUGUGAUCCGCCAUCCUUCACCGCCGCUCAGCACAAGGCCAAGAUGCAGCAGCUGGAACAGGAACUGACCAAGAAGCUGGACGAGGUCGAAGGAGAGAUCAGCUGCUACAAAGACGAGAUUGAGACGGAGCUGGAGAAGAGCCGACCUAAACUGAGAGGAAUCUAUGCCGCCUACGCCAAAGAAAUUGACCCCGAGGACGCGGAGACUUUGUCCUCCACCUCUGAACCGGAAGAGUUGGAGGUUGAAGACGCAGAGCUCCAAGCUGCCACCCAGCACCUGACCCAGGACUUCCUGUGUCAGGUGAUCCAAGAGGAGGAGGAGGGGCGGGAAAAGAGGACAGGUGAUGGCAAGCAAGAGUCGAGGCCAGACAAAGGGGGGGCGGGGCCUCAGCGUCAGGUCCCACCUCUGGCCGUCAUUCUGGGGAAGCUGCCAAACACCUCCAGCCUGGACCUCCAACAGACCUUCCAGACUUUCAACAAGUCAGAGACUGACCAGACACCUGACAAUGAUCAGUCGGACAGUGGAGAGCUGGACCUGGACGGUAUUGAUGAUCAGGAGAUUGAUAAGUACAUCCUGAAUGAUAAGGAGGUGCAGGUGAAGACGGAGCUGUGGAUGAAACAGAACGAAGAGUACCUGAAAGAGCAGAGAGAAAAGGAAGAGAGGAUACAGAAAGAGAAAGAACAGGGGGUGUAUAGAGAGAAGAAGAAGAAGAAGUGUAAGAAGAAGGAGCAGAUCGAGGCACUGACGGCCAGCGAGGCAAUCGAAAAGAUGCUGGAGAAGAAAAAGAUCUCCAGUAAAAUCAACUACGACGUCCUCAGAGACCUGAACAGCAGAGGGGUGGGGAGCGGAGGAGGCAGCAGUCCCAGCAGAGCCUCCUCCGACCCCCCCGACCCCAACAACACCAGCACACGGAAACGACUCAACCGCCGCCGCCGCAGGAAGACCAGCGAAGCUAACCAAGACCUUGCGGCUAACGCUAGCAUCAUGGGGAAGAGGUUCCGUCGCCUUAUUUCCUCCACAACAACAAAGAAGAAGAAAAUUGCCUCUCAGGUAAUAAACUCCGUCACCAUGACAACACAAACGUUAUCAGAGGCCACGGCUGAGCCCCCUCCUGACCCUGAACCAGACAACAGCUCCGCCCCACCAGCUGCCCCUACCACUGUGGAGGAGGAGGAGGAGGAGGAGGAGGAGGAGGAAGAGGAGGUGGAGGUGGAGGAGGAGUGUGUCAGCGCUCUCCAGCUUGUAGGAGAUUACGGCUGUGAGGCGGAGGAGGAGGAAGUCUUCUAGGUCCGUCCUGGUGACCUUUGACGUCUCUGUCCAGUUUUUGAAGGUCUGGAUCUGCCAGACUGAGGCAGCUCGACUUUGAUGGAUCAGGGUUAUAGAUCCAUGACAGAUAUCAGUGAUCAAUCAAACAAGGUGAAUUAUUGAUGAAAAGCAUCACUGCACUUUUGAUUUUGAUGCUUUUUAUUUUGAUUUUAAAUCAUUUGUUUACAUCAAGUUGAAUUAGUUUUAAAUUUGUACUUUGGUUGAUUGAUCACUGAUUGAUUGAUUUUAUAACACUCAUGUUCAUAAUGUAAAAAGCACAGUGGUAGUUUCAGUCAGAUGUUUGUGUAUUUUUAAUAUCCAUGUGUAUAAAGAUAAAAUGUUGAUGUAGGUAAAUUUUAAUCAGCUUUAAUUUUCUUUAGACUGAAUCAGCUGUUUUUAGUGUUCUGGUGUUUUAUUUUGACAGGUCAGUUAUAAAUGCAUAAUUGUGACCUUUAGUCUGUUGUUCCAGAUGAGAUGUAAAAACAUAAUGAUGACACUGAAACAACAACAACAACAACAACAUUCCCUCAGAGAAUAAACAAACUCUGAUUUUUA
Messenger RNA from Seriola dumerili (greater amberjack), 3002 nucleotides. RefSeq names its product transcription factor IIIB 90 kDa subunit-like (gene brf1b). The record is from RefSeq and is a predicted model, not a curated record. Lineage: Eukaryota; Metazoa; Chordata; Actinopteri; Carangiformes; Carangidae. Gene Ontology annotation, cellular component: transcription preinitiation complex; nucleus; transcription factor TFIIIB complex. The coding region runs from base 279 to 2429 and encodes 716 amino acids. The transcript is spliced from 19 exons. Gene Ontology annotation, molecular function: RNA polymerase III general transcription initiation factor activity; RNA polymerase III type 3 promoter sequence-specific DNA binding; TBP-class protein binding. Gene Ontology annotation, biological process: transcription preinitiation complex assembly; transcription by RNA polymerase III; DNA-templated transcription initiation.